UUGAAAGGGGGUGCAGGCAGCAGAGCAAACUAGCAGUGCGAUGAUUAGACUGCAAGCACGUAGUUGAUCUGACAGAAAUCGCCUACCGCCUUAGAUCUACAACGGCCAGCGGCCGACCACGGGUCAGCCAUGGCGUCUAACGCGUUUGAAACGUACUGGAAGGUUUUGACAGAUAACUUCACAGACUUCCAGCUGGCGACCAUAGGAAGCUUCCUGAUUCAUGAGUGCGUCUUUUUCAUGUCUGGGCUGCCUUAUCUUAUCCUAGAGAAUCUUAAUGUCCGAAACUACAAGCUCCAGAAAAAGUCGAACCCGGCAUCGUCACAGAUCAAAUGCAUUCUGAAGCUGCUGAUGUACCACUGCCUCGUCAACCUACCGAUGAUCAUGGCGUCCUACCCGGUCUUCAAGUAUAUGGGCUUCAGGAGCACGCUUCCCCUCCCUCACUGGAGUACUAUCGUCACCCAGAUUGUGAGCUAUUUCCUUAUCGAGGAUUUCGUGUUUUAUUGGGGUCACCGUGCGCUGCACUCCAAAUGGCUGUACCAGAACGUCCACUGCGUCCACCAUGAGUACGCGACGCCGUUCGGGUUGACAUCCGAAUAUGCGCAUCCCGCGGAGAUCCUGUUCCUAGGCUUCGCCACCAUCCUCGGCCCAGCCCUCACCGGGCCGCAUCUGCUCACCCUCUGGCUCUGGAUGAGCCUUCGAGUCCUUGAAACUGUUGAAGCGCACAGCGGAUUCGAGUUCCCCUGGAGUCCCUCGCGCUUUAUUCCCCUUUAUGGCGGGGCGGAGUACCACGAUUAUCAUCACCGCUGCGUGUACACCGACUCGGGCAACUACUCGUCCACGUUCAUCUACAUGGACUGGAUCUUUGGCACUGAUAAGAACUACAGGAGAAUGAAGGCUUUGAAAGCAGGCAGUGCCAAGGACGAGGCGCCUACUACUAAUGGUACGAAGAAGGACUCUUAGACUACAGAAGGUUCCUAAAUAGACGCAUUCUUCCAGGCCUUGCAAUGCCAAGGCGUAACAUUCACGCCCUCGCUGAGGGCGUACUAGUUGGCUUGUUUUGUAUCUGUCAACCACUUCAUACCUACCACACGUUCCCAUCUUCUAGGCAAGGUGUACUAGGGGGCCAUAAGUCUUUCACCAUACU
Messenger RNA from Closterium sp. NIES-67, 1144 nucleotides. The record is from the annotation of a GenBank genome assembly. NCBI's taxonomy places the organism in Eukaryota, Viridiplantae, Streptophyta, Zygnematophyceae, Desmidiales, Closteriaceae.